AGAUAUUAGAAGCGAGAUGUGCAUCUGCAGCGCAUGUAAAUGGAUUGACAACAUCUGCUGUCCGCUCGCCAAGAAAGCGCAAUUUUUUGCAUGUUGGACAUUGAUUCAUGGCUUGGUAAUGACCACCCUCAGUCUUAUUUACCAAUUCUGGGAGGAGAAAGAAUGGAAAUAUGCAGCAUUCGCAGUCGCCAUACCUCACUUAAUUGCCGGAAUAUUAAUGGUAUAUAGCAUUUACAAGUCUUUACCAACUCUCUAUUUAGUGUCUGUGAUUGGCUCAUCGUUCGGUCCCUUUGCGCUCUUUUUAGUCGCAUAUUUGCCAAUAAUGCAAAUAUUUGAAAUAAUCGUUGCUUGUCGGUUUUAUAGUACGGUUUUGAAAUAAUUGAAAAUUGCAAAGUACGAAGUCCCACUGUCAUGUUGAAAUUAUGUUAUAAGUGUACUCCAUUAAUUCAUCGUUUGUUUUCACGCACGGCUAGCGACAUACAAAUGCCGCAGUUGCUGCGUUUUUGGUCCAAUUAAGAAAGAGGGGAAUUAAAACUAUGCAAAUUUACUUUGGCUUGUGUUUUGUAUGACUUGCCGCGCCGCACCCACAUUUUACGCACCUUUUGUGGCGCCUCCUUUUGCGCAAUUGUUGACUCUUGCAUAAAUUAUAAUUAUUAAGUGCAACAGCGGAGCUUGCAGCCACAACAAUCAGCAGCAAAAUUUCAUUUUGCUAUAUUUUGUUGGUUGUUGACAACUCAUUGUUGCUGCUGCUGCUACUGCAGCAGUUGUUGCAGCAAUUUGGUGUGCCCCAAAGGGUGUGCAACAUUUUAAUGCAGUUUGUGUUGCGCUUACGUGCGCAGCCACAGCCAAAAUAGAAACAACAAGAAAUUACUUUUGCCAACAGCAAAUCGAAAUCUGAAUACUCUAUUAAUAGCUAAGAGUCUCUUCAAAGGAAAUAAAAUAAUAAAACAAAAUUAUACAGCUCA
Molecule: messenger RNA, 965 nt
Organism: Drosophila nasuta
Lineage: Eukaryota; Metazoa; Arthropoda; Insecta; Diptera; Drosophilidae
Exons: 4
Coding region: 17-379 (120 amino acids)
Source: RefSeq, a predicted model, not a curated record